Messenger RNA from Pangasianodon hypophthalmus (striped catfish), 2586 nucleotides. It is a transcript of the gene gpr143, whose product is annotated as G protein-coupled receptor 143. The record is from RefSeq and is a predicted model, not a curated record. Gene Ontology annotation, biological process: melanosome organization; cell surface receptor signaling pathway; regulation of calcium-mediated signaling. Gene Ontology annotation, cellular component: melanosome membrane; plasma membrane. Lineage: Eukaryota; Metazoa; Chordata; Actinopteri; Siluriformes; Pangasiidae. The transcript is spliced from 9 exons. Gene Ontology annotation, molecular function: dopamine binding; L-DOPA binding; L-tyrosine binding. Bases 263 to 1501 code for a protein of 412 amino acids.
GACGCUUCAACUCGUGAUUUUCUCUCUGUGCAACUAAAUGAAUGAACAGAUGGAGGGAUGGACAUCUUUCCUCUCAUCUCUCUUUUCGUGCAAAUUACAUCCGUAGAAAAGUAACUGGAACUAGAUUUCAAGUCUGAACGUUUUUUUGUGUUGUUGUUCUUUUUUCAGAUCAACAUUCUGAGCGUGGAUGAUGUUUUCUGUGGUUUAAGACUUGCAGCUUUUCUUCUACAUACAUAGUCACAUAUUUCUACAAACCGAAAGCAUGGCUUCUCCUCGCCUCGAGACGUUCUGCUGUCCGAAUCGUGAUGCUGCGACGGAUUUUAUCAUCAACUUCCAGCCUGUUUUUUUCACCGCUAUGUGUGCAGGAAGCGCCGGAUUGAGCAUGAUCUUCUCUCUCGUGCAGAUUCUUCCUAAAAGGAGAGGGUACAGGCGAUUCGGGACGUACCCGCUCCCAAAACCGGCCUCUUCAUCCAGGAUUCUGUUCAUCAUAAGUAUGUGUGAUAUUCUAGGAUGCGCAGGAAUCAUCGUGAGAUCGUCGGUUUGGCUCGGCGUUCCCAGCGUCAUCGAGGAAAUUUCAGUCACUAACGGCAGUAACGUGUGGCCUGAAGUCUUCUGCGUGGGCAGCGCUAUGUGGAUCCAGCUGUUCUUCAGCGCCUCCUUCUGGUGGAUGUUCUGCUACGCGGUGGACGCGUUUCUGGUGGUCAAACGAUCAGCUGGAAUCAGCACCAUUGUUCUGUAUCACAUGAUCACGUGGGGUUUGGCGGUGCUGUUGUGUGUGGAAGGUGUAGCGAUGCUUUAUUACCCCUCCCUCUCGAGUUGUGAAAAUGGCCUUCAGCACGCGAUCCCUCACUACGUCACCACUUACGCUCCAAUGCUGCUGGUGCUUUUAGUCAAUCCAAUCCUGUUCACACGCACUGUCGCAGCUGUUACAUCACUACUGAAAGGACGUCAAGGAGUUUACACAGAAAACGAGAGACGUUUAGGAGCAGAAAUCAAAAUACGCUUCUUCAAAAUUCUCCUGGUCUUCGUUAUCUGCUGGCUGCCCAACCUGAUUAACGAGAGUUUGUUGUUUUACCUGGAAAUGCGACCCGACGUUCAAGCUGCUGAGCUGAAGAACGUCCGUAAUGCGGCUCUCAUCACUUGGUUCAUCAUGGGUAUUCUGAACCCCAUGCAGGCCUUCCUUAACACACUGGCCUUCCACGGCUGGACAGGUUUAGACAUCGACCUGAGUCUGCAGCGGCGCCGUGAGCUAGCCUGGGACUCGGCCUCCACCUCGAUUGCGACAACCGGAGGUUACAAUCCCAUGAUGCCGUCCACGCUGCUGUACCAGAGCCACGUCCAGGAUGGGAAGAAGAUGAACGGACACCAGCUUCCAUCCGAUGCAGUCAGCAUCCUGUCUGAAAGUUCCGGCUCUAGUACUCUUGAAAUCCACAUAUCGAGUGAACUUCGAGGCGGCGAGGAAGCCGAGGCAGGAGCGGUGGAGGAGACACUGAGGCGAUAGGAGACCAGGCACUCUGUACAAUCGAACAAGCGUAGCGUUUUCGAACGUGAGUCGCCAUUAAAGAAAGAAUAUCAACGACGUGAAUGUCGUCUCACACGUUUAUCACGAUGCCUAAACAGAUUCUGGUGCCACUGCAGAUUUUUAACGUUAUCUCCGGAAGAGGAGUCCUCCAGGUGGAACAUCAGAACGACCUAAAAUUAACUAAAGAACGACAAAAUAAAAGUUUCUUUUCACGUUCGAGACAGAGUAACUGCAGAGCUAGACGGAGACCUGGACACGGGCGAAGACUAAAUAACUUCCCACUAGGAAAAAAAACCAACAAAAACUCCCCCUCUGCUCAGGAACCCGGGGUGGCCUCCUGAACCCUGAGUUCAGCAAGUGACGUCAAUCCAACAUGGCCGCCCACAGCAUCGACAGUAACCACAGCAGCACUUCUUACCUUUAAACGAAUUACACUGUAUUUACACUCAUUUACUGACUGACAAACACAAACCCUGACGACGAGACGGCGCCAUUCGUUCGUCCAUCACUUCCAACCUGACGAAUCCUUUAUUCACUUUUAUUCUUUAUUUUCUGUGUAUGCUGGAGUUGCCAUUUAUCACAUAUCCGACUUGUAACUGAAAUAUUAAGGACCAAAUACAUGAAUGAAAUGAAACUUUAGUGCUCCCUUAUUUCUCCACUAGGUGGAGCUAAGAACACAUCAGGAAGAAACACACUGCAGAAAGGAAAGUUUUUUGGUUUUUUUUCCCCUUUUGAUAACAUAAAAGUCCAACAAACAAAUAAACAGUUUGUAAAAUAAAUACAGUUAAUAAUUAUUUUACUGAUAACAGAUUGUACGCAUAUAAUACAAGAAACGCAGCACGGAAAUAAUAAGAAUAAAAUUACAAUAAAUAAUGAUCAACAGGCUUUUAAUACCAAAUUUUGGGUCCUAAUCAGAAAAAAAACAUCUCACUGUUCAUUGGACAGUGCGCUCUUCGCUUGUCCCGCCUACUGAUGAUUGGGAGAUCGCUCAAAGAGGCGGGACCUCGUAACCAACCGCUAAUCACUGACUGAGAUCUGAAACUUAGACAUAUCACCUUCAAAUA